Molecule: messenger RNA, 478 nt
Organism: Electrophorus electricus (electric eel)
Lineage: Eukaryota; Metazoa; Chordata; Actinopteri; Gymnotiformes; Gymnotidae
Source: RefSeq, a predicted model, not a curated record
GAGGAGGAGGGAGGAGGUGAACGGAGGGGAGAAAGGCGCCCAGUGGAUGUGGGAGCAGGAGCAGCGGCAUAGGCGACGGCGGCGACGGCGGCACGACGACGAAGAGGAGGAAGAGGAGAACAACAACAGUGGAGGGGAGGGACGGGUAGGGGCAAGCCUGCAUCCCGGGGAAGACGGCCGCCGACCCGAGGACGGAGAGAGGGAGGAGGAGGAUAUGGACCAGGAGAGUGAUGAGUUUGAACAGUCGGACGACAGUGGGAGGGAGGAAGAUGAGGAGGUAGAGGAAGACGAGGAGGGAGAGGAAGGCCUCCACACCCCCUCCCUCAGGACCAGUGUGUCAGACCCUAAUGAUAACACAGACCACCUCUCAGGACGACAGAACCAAAUCUCAUCCUCAUCUCAUCAAACACAUCCUCAGACCCAAAGUCCAAACUGUCUGGAAGAGAAACAGCAGAGCUGGACUGAGGUCAGUCUGUGA